AAAGCAAUUGUCAUGUAGGACAAGGAGAAGCAGCCCAGAGGUCACCCACUAUCCCUUUGCCUGCCCUAUGCGACGGACCCCAAACUGGGCAAUGGUCCCUACUCUGAAAUGCAGGGUGUAUUGACGUCAAACACAAAAACACACCAGUAUGUAGGUGAUAAGGUCAGGACACAAAAGGUUUACCAAAGAACAGACCUGGGAGCAAAGAAAAGUAAACAGCAAGCAGACAAACAAACAAAAAGAGCAAGAGUAUCGAUGCUCAGAUUCCCAUCCUUGUCAUGAGCUGAAACGAAGUUGGUCACUACUCUGGUCGGUAUUCCCAAACAUCGAAGAACUAGGAAGGAAUAAAAAAAGUCAGUACUGGAGAUACCCCACAGGAUCACGGAAGGCAUCACAAGAGGCAUAGAUAUACAUGGACCUGGAAACAGAUGUCCAAGAUGCCUUCUUCAAACUGGAAUAAAGAACAAUACGAUACUCUGUCAUUCACAUCACUCCAGCAUAGGCCCUUCAUUAAACCUUUUAUCGUAGUAAUUACAGAUGCGGCUUAUGAAGACGUCAACUAUAUUGCCACCGCUAUAAAACCCAAUAAUCCAGUUCCACCACCUACGGGAUCCAAUAGAACAUCAAGUGCAGGAGUGUUCCUCAUCCAGCACGUGGGUCUUAUCAUCUUGGGUUCAGCUCUCUCUGGAGGCGCCAUCUUAUACACAUUGUUUCAAGCACGAUGGGAGGGGAAGCGAGCUAACCCUGCUCCAGUGCCGCCUGCCUUCUGACCUCUUGCUACGUGACCUGACCUUGCUACAGUGCCACCCGCCCUGACCUCCUGCCAGUCUUGACUUUGUGUUUGCCUCAUCCUCUUGCCACAUUAUACCUCGGCUGCCUGUGGUGACGAGUCAUAUCAGGGGUAGCGACCUGGGUGCCCCCUGCUGCAGAAAUUCCACCCGCUUUGCAGCGUGCUCUGGUGAAUACCAGCGGCACCUUAGACUCUGCUCCCUGGUAUGGCCCAAGUCAUCAUUCUCACAGUACGGUACCAUAGUACCAUCACUAUGCUGAACAAUUGUGACUACCAGUUUGGGAGCACAACGAAAGUAAAUUAAACCUCACCCAGCUCAUUUACAUUGUGAUUAAGUCGGAAAAAAAGGAGGAGAGCGACGGCGAGCUGCGGUUAUAAAUACAACCUGGAUAUUACCUGCCGUCAUUCCAUGACUACCUGGUCCGAGCGCAGAGCCUGAAUCACUCACAACAAGGGAGCCAUGACAGAUUUGCAAGUGAACAGUUGUGAGUGGUAUCUCUCUACUAAUAAGGCUAACCAUCACACCGAUGCCUUCGACAACCAUGAACUCAUCCUCCGGAGAGGUCAACCUAUCACCAUCACUCUGAACUUCAACCGACCUCUCCAAUCCGGAGAGAAUGUUAUGUUCAUCACUGAAACUGGUCAAUCUCCGUCAGAAGAAAACAAAACAAGAAAUACCUUUCCACUUUUUGGAAACGGCAACCAGAAGUCAUGGAGCUCCGUCCUUAUAUCCAGUAACGCUAACACCCUGACGGUGGCCAUAAAUAGUCCUCCCGAUGCCGUCAUUGGGUAUUAUAUCCUUAGUGUCUCGAAGAAUACCAGCAGCACCCAAGAAGUGUCUCCACAACCAAUCGGUGGACUCUACUUGCUCUUCAACCCCUGGCUACACGAUGACGACGUGUUUCUAGCGGAUGAGAAUGAGCGGCAAGAAUAUGUUCUCAAUGAAAGAGGGGUGAUAUUUUCGGGGAGCGACAACGACAUGAUGGCUAUGACCUGGAACUACAAUCAGUUUGAGAAGAAUAUACUAGAAAUCUGCUUUGCUAUAUUGGAUCGAAGUAUCAAUUACCAAGUAGAUCCACAGUCAGAUGUUGCCCAGAGGAAUGACCCCCUAUAUGUGUGCAGGGUGCUCAAUGCCACGCUGAACAGUAAAGAUGAAAACGGCGUCCUUGUGGAGAACUGGAGUGGAUACUACGAUGAUGGUGUGAGCCCCACCAGCUGGAACGGAAGUUCUGUUAUAUUGAACAACUGGUACUUCAGGGGUCACAAACCGGUGAAAUAUGGCCAGUGCUGGGUGUACGGUGGAGUGCUCUGUACAGUGCUGCGAUGUUUGGGAAUACCAGCGCGCGUCGUCACCAACUUCAACUCAGCCCAAGACAAGAACGGGAAUCUUUACAUUGACUACCUAUACGACACCAACGGAUCGAGCAGUGAACACAUGCAGGACCUCAUUUGGAACUUCCACGUCUGGAAUGAGGCUUGGUUUAUCCGUAAGGAUAUGGAUUCGGCUUACAGUGGAUGGCAGGUGAUGGACGCAACCCCACUGGAGCAAAGUGAAGGAAUAUAUCGCUGUGGUCCUGCACCUCUUGUGGCUAUAAAGGAAGGGGACGUUCACCUCAAGUAUGAUGUAGCCUUCAUGUAUGCAUCGGUGAAUGCUGAUCUUACACACUGGAUCAGCUACAGUGAUGGCACAAAGAAAAGAAUUUCUAAUGAUACCAAAUAUAUUGGCAAAUACAUAAGCACAAAAGCAGUGGGGAGUGACAACCGGGUGGAUGUUACAAAUUCAUAUAAGUACCCAGAAGGUUCAUUGGAGGAAAGACAAGUGUUUGAGAAGGCAGUCAAAAAAUUGCUAGAAAGUCCAUAUCUGGAACUGGAGAAAAAACUACUUUAUUUUAGAAAAAUCGAAGAACAAAAACCCCGAAGGGGCAAUAUCUUAUCUGGGAUGUUUAGUCUACCUCAAGUCCCCAGCCUUGGCCAAGACAUAAACCUAAUAUUGAGCUUACAGAACCUGAGUGCUGACAGUAUUCGAGUGGUUGUGAACAUGACCGCCUCCAGCAUUCUGUACACCGGGAGACACAAGUACGAGAUCUGGGCCGAUGCAAAGGUGGCCCCUCUAGGUCCAAAUGAAGGUAAACACAUCUCGAUCCCCCUGAAGUACCCUCAAUAUAAAAAGUACAUGGGAGAAGAUAAUCUAAUCCGCAUGACAGGUCUGUGUGAGGUAGAAGGGAAAGAGGAACGCAUCUUGGUGGAGAAGGAUAUCAUCUUGGUAAAGCCGCCGAUAACCAUCAAGUGUGCGGAUACGGGGGCAAUGAACUCUGCGUUCCAAGCUGAAGUUGUCAUCACCAACACUUUAUCUGAGACAAUGGACUCUUGUAUCUUGUCAGUUGAAGGGGGUGGACUCAUUGAUGGAUCUAUCCAGAAAAACUUACCACCACUAGAGCCCGGAGAAAAAACUGAGGUUAACUUUUCAAUCACCCCUUUCAAGAGCGGCAAUAAAACACUCAUCGCCAUCUUCUCCUGUGAUAAGAUAAAGAACAUUAAAAGCUAUCACAACAUUACAGUGGCCCCCUGACUCCAUGACGCCUAUCCGAACUCCAUGCAUUUGUGACUGCCUGCACCAUGACUAGUGUGUUAUCAAGAAGACCUGAAGAUGUCCUCUCCUUGUGGUUGUAGAUCAAUGGUCUCCAAAUGGCGGCCCUCCAGAUGUUGAAAAACUACAACUCCCAGCAUGCCCGGACAGCCGUUGGCUGUCCAGGCAUGCCGGGAGUUGUAGUUUUGAAACAUCUGGAGGCUCACCGUUUGGAGACCACUCUACUAGAUCACUGUGGUCUCCACCAUUAAUACUUAGUGGAUUCAUUCUCAUUGAUUUUUAUCAAACUUCUACCUCUUUAGCGCUGUAGAUCAAUCAUUUAAUAGUGAAGUGUGAUUUUUUUACUCUAGCGCCGCAUGUGUAUAAAUAAAUGUCGAUAAAUAAAUAGUUCU
This is a messenger RNA of Hyla sarda, 3769 nucleotides long. RefSeq names its product protein-glutamine gamma-glutamyltransferase E-like. The transcript has 20 exons. Bases 1251 to 3359 code for a protein of 702 amino acids. The record is from RefSeq and is a predicted model, not a curated record. Gene Ontology annotation, molecular function: protein-glutamine gamma-glutamyltransferase activity. NCBI's taxonomy places the organism in Eukaryota, Metazoa, Chordata, Amphibia, Anura, Hylidae. Gene Ontology annotation, biological process: peptide cross-linking.